CUCCAUUCCACUUUCCUCUCGAGCUCUUAAAACAAAGCUGCCAUGGCCGGAUACACUAUCAACACAAAGGAAAUUGUCUCCACGCCAACAAAAGAUGGACGCUUCAGGUAGAAUACAUAAACCGUCAAUCUUCGAGAGCCUCUCAAGGAUGAAAUGUUAGUUCAGGUGAUUGCUUCAGGUGUCUGCUACACCGAUCUCGCCAUGUCGAUGGUUCCAGCGGAGUAUGGAUUGUGGCCAAAAGUUCUGGGCCACGAAGGUGGUGGAAUCAUCGAAAAGAUGGGUUCGAAGAUUACGCAUACCAAGCCGGGCGACUUAGUCCUUGUUUCUUUUGACUACUGCGGAGAGACAACGUGCUAUAAUUGCAGCAAUGGCCGUCCGGGUUACUGUCCGACCUUCGAGAAGAACAUUACGAUGAGGUCGGAGGUCUACAAGCUCGGUGAUGGUAAGAGCGCCAGUGGAGCCCUCUUCUGCCAGUCUAGCUUCUCGAACCUAGCCCUAAGUGGGGUUGGUGCUGUGACGAAGCUCGCAAAUGUCAAAGAGACGGAUUCAGUCGCGGUAUUUGGGCUCGGUGGAGUAGGCAUGCUUGCGUUGAUGGCCGCAAAGAUUCGAGAUUGCUACAUUAUCGUUGGUGUAGAUCGUGUACAAUUCAGGCUCGACAUGGCCAAAUCUGUUGGUGUUACACAUGUUAUCAAUACCUUUGAAUUCCAAGAUCUUCAAGUGGGCCUCACUCAAGCGAUUAAGGAUAUUUGCAAGGGUGGCACCAGUUGUAAUGUCGAUACUACGGGCGUCUUGGACAUUAUCCAUGCCGGCGGCGAUCUCUUGGAUCAGCAGGGCCAGCUGAUCUUGACUAUCCGUAGAUGCAUCGAGGGGAGUGCUCUCCCCAAGACUAUACCACAAUUGAUUCAAUGGUAUCGAGUCGGGAAGCUGCCGGUUGACAAGCUCUUGAAGCAAUACGCUGCCGAUGACUUCGAGACACCACUCGAAGAUAUGCAUACCAAGGCCACAAUCAAACCCAUCCUAAUCUGGUAG
Molecule: messenger RNA, 1029 nt
Organism: Lindgomyces ingoldianus
Lineage: Eukaryota; Fungi; Ascomycota; Dothideomycetes; Pleosporales; Lindgomycetaceae
Product: GroES-like protein
Exons: 5
Coding region: 154-1029 (291 amino acids)
Molecular function (GO): oxidoreductase activity; zinc ion binding
Source: RefSeq, a predicted model, not a curated record